Molecule: messenger RNA, 5958 nt
Organism: Micromonas commoda
Lineage: Eukaryota; Viridiplantae; Chlorophyta; Mamiellophyceae; Mamiellales; Mamiellaceae
Gene: TNF
Product: receptor-like cell wall protein
Exons: 1
Coding region: 1-5958 (1985 amino acids)
Biological process (GO): proteolysis
Molecular function (GO): metalloendopeptidase activity
Source: RefSeq, a predicted model, not a curated record
AUGAGGCGCGACGCCGCGCGUCAAAUCCGCGCCGGAUUCGUCGCGCUGGCGUCAGUCGCGGCUCUGAUACACCUCGUCGGGGUCGAUAACACGUCUGGGCGGGCCUCGAUCCUGGCACGUGGCGCAGGUCGGGGCGGUCGGGGCGAUGAUGCGCUGAGAUUCCUCGGCCCAGGGGCGAGGCGCCAGCUGCUAUCAUCGCACUGCGGUGCGGGUCAGGAGGAGUUGAAUUCGACGCAUUGCGCGAAUUGUACAGCCGGGAAGACCUCGACCGCCGGGCAAUCAUGCACGCCUUGUCCUGCGGGGUACUUCUCCGCGGUUGAGGGCAGGCACAAGUGCGACCGAUGCGAGUUGGGCUUCCACUCCGAGUCGGGCCAAUCAGAGUGCACCCGAUGUACCACCGGGUUCCCGUGUCCUGAAGACCGCCCGAGGUACCUGGAGCUGUUGGUGGUGAACGACAAGCGAAGGUGCGACGAGUACGGCAGUUCGAGAGACGAGAUGCACGCACACACCGCAGCUGUCGUAGACUCGGCGGCUGCUCGUUUCAGCGGUGCAUUCUCCCCGGGGUUGAAAAUUGUCCUGGUGAAACAAGAGGACUGGUGCGACGGCGACGUCGCCGAGAUCAACGCCGUUCCCGAGGAUUCAACCCGCGCUUACUAUCGCACGGAUGAGAACAAGAAGGAAACGAACACGACGACCCUGCGUGAUGCGUUUGGGGUGUGGAGAGACAAAAAUCUUGAGACCCUCCCGUCGCACGACGUCGCUUUCCUGUUUACGGGUCGUGACCUGGUUGGAAGUAUCGUGGGUGCUUCGAACGAGUACAGCGUCUGCGGCGACGACGCGAAACACUGCGGGACGAUCGUUCCAGGGAGCAGAAACUCGAGCCUCGGUGUGAACGAGUGCGCCACCGGGGAGGACGGCGUUGUCCGGUGCUGCUACGCGCAUCGAUCCGGGGCGGUGGCGAUGGUGUCCAAAUCAGACGCUCCCUCCGCAGCCGGACUCGUCCUCGCGCACGAAAUCGGUCACCAACUCGGCAUGAGCCACGACGGCGACACGACUUGCACGAAUAUGACGGGUCCUUUCAUCAUGGCCGAGCAGUUUGAGCACGUGAACGCGUCUGCGGAAACCUGGUCUCCGUGCAGCGUCACAAAGUAUGAAGCUCAGGUUGGGGAUUACGAGUGCCUCGCGCAUGGGGUCACCGCGGUUUGCGGCAACGGGAUUGUCGACGAGAACGAGGAGUGCGAUUGCGGAAAGGACGAUUGUUCCGCAGUCGACCCGUGCUGCGACGGGAGCACGUGCCAGCUCAAAAAUCAGACUUGCGCGCCGCCCCCGCCACCCGCGCCUCCGCCACCCGCAUUAUACUCGCAGGACCCUCUGUGCACGUCGAGUUGCGGCGUUGGAUACGAGAUUGGCGUGUCACAGUCUGUGAUCAACGUUCGCGCGGACCAGUGCCUGCAGUGCAGCGGUGGACACGGGCUCACGGGGAGCCCCGCCGGGUACAGGGAAUCGGACUGCAAGAUCGAUUCGGCGCCGUUCAAGGGUUGGAAAUAUUCAGACGUGCAGCCCAACGAGGAAGAAGGGAUCAGGUACGAAAAUUGCUACUGGACUGGAUGCGGGGAUAGUAGUACGUGCGGGGAUGGCGAGGAGACAAGAAAGUCGGAGAUCUGCGCUGUCGGCACAAACAAGAGAUGUUGCACAAAGGUGGACCUCUGGGUGUGCUGCGGCUUGCUGCCUUGCCAGAAUGCUCCACCUCCACCUCUGUCACCUCCUCCAUCGCAACUUCCACCUCCUCCGUCGCCACCUCCUCUACCGUCUCCGCCUCCGCCUCCACCGAGCCCCGAUGGAUGGCGGCUCAUGGGCGGUGGCAUCAACGGAUCCGCAGCCUACGACUUUUCGGGAUCUGCUGUUUCCAUGUCUCAAGAUGGAUUGCGAGUGGCCAUCGGAUCUUCCUUGAGCGACGGGACGGACAAGAAGAACGCCGGCCACGUCAGAGUGUUUGAAUGGAAAUCGGCAUCUUCCAGCUGGGAUCAGGUUGGUGCAGAUAUCGACGGCGCGAGUGCUCUCGACCAAUUCGGCCAAGCCAUAUCUCUAUCUGACGAUGGAGAUCUUGUCGCAGUCGGUGCUCCGUUCUGGUCCGACGAAGAGAAGGGUCGAGUGCGUGUGUUCUCCUUGAAAGACGGAGUGUCAUGGCCUACGUACGGCGAGUCUCUCCAGGGGGAGUCAAAUUGGUAUUGGUUCGGAUGGAAGCUCUCCAUGUCGACAGUCGAGAAUAACCCUCGCCUCGCCGUCGCCGCUUUCAAAGACGACGCAAGCGGGAGGAAAACCGGGAUAGUUCGCGUGCACAGGUAUAAAGAAGAGGCGGGAAAAUGGGCUCAGCUUCCCGAUGACAUUGUAGAGGAGAACAUUGGAGACGAGGCUGGGUUUUCCCUAGACCUCUCCGACGACGGUACCCAUCUUGCAGUUGGCUCGGCAUUCAACGACAACGGCGGUGCAAGUGCAGGACACGUUCGCAUCUAUAACUUUACUAAUGAGGGUUGGAAGCAGAAAGGCCUUGACAUCGACGGAUCACUCCCUUAUGAAUACUCAGGAUCGUCACUUGCGUUGGUGAAUUAUGAAGACCCUGGUGGUGCGGCUGAUGUCUUAAUCGUUGCUGUGGGUGCGCCUGGUGCAUAUGGGAGCAGGGGUCGCGUUGCGGUCUACAAGUGGGUUGGUGAAGCGUGGCAGAAGAGGGGUGUAGACCUAUAUGGGGACAACGACGGCGAUCAGUUUGGAUUCUCGGUGUCUCUCUCGACCAAUGGGACGCGCCUCACCGUCGGUACCGUUACCGGCUAUGUUCGAGUGUACGAGUGGAAAACAGACAAGUGGGUCGGCGUCAGUUUGGACAUCUUGGCCGAAUCUGCUGGUGAUGCAGCUGGCUUCGCCGUCUCGAUGGCCGGCGACGGUAGUCGCGUCGCCAUUGGAGCGCCCCGGAGUGACGCCAACGGAACGGACUCCGGACAUGUGCGGGUAUACGAGCUGGCAAAGUGGGACGCAACUGCGCCCGAGCCCCCGACGGCGACGAAUCCCUCGCCACCUCCCUCGCUUCCCCCGCCUUCCCCACCUCCCCCGCCGAUUCCUCGUUCACCACCGCCCUCUCCGGUCAAGUGGUAUCGGAUGGGUGCAGAUCUCGAUGGCGAAGCCGCCGACUAUCAUGGCGGGGCGGUCUCUUUGUCCGGGGAUGGCAUGCGGUUGGCAUUCGGAGCAAAGAAGCAUGACAAAGAUGGUGCAAGCAGCACCGAUGAUUACCAUGGACGCGUUCGAGUGUAUCGAUGGUUAUCGUUCAAAUGGGAGCAGCUCGGAGGUGAUAUCACUGGAGAGGUCGGCGAUGAGGCUGGAUCUGCGGUGUCUCUGUCCAAAGACGGCUCGCGACUCGCCGUCGGGGCGGCCCAGGAAAAGUCAAAAGGCAAGGGCAAAGUUCGAGUAUACCAUUAUGACGAUGAUCUCAAUUGGAUAAAACUCGGCGCCGAUCUCGUCGGCGAGGCAGACGAGGAUAUGUUUGGUUCCACCGUCGCAAUAUCUGGUUCGGGCGCACGCCUCGCUGUCGGUGCCCCAUACCAUGAUCCCGGUGGCUUGGAAAAACAAAGUGCGGGACACGUUCGCGUGUUUGAGUGGAAUAAGGAAGCUUGGAGCCCGAUGGGUAACGCUAUCAAUGGUAACGUAAAGGGUCAUAUGUCCGGUUGGUCCGUGUCCUUGUCCGACGACGGCUCCCGACUAGCCCUCGGUGGAAUCGAAGAAGACGCUCUCGUUUUUCAAGGACAUGUCCGUGUCUACGAAUGGAACGCCACUGCCGGUGAUUGGAAGCAAUUGGGUGCAGAUUUUACGGCGGACAAGGCGGAAGAUUAUUUCGGCAUGUCCGUGUCACUCUCAGCUGAUGGCACUCACGUCGCAAUCGGCGCAAAGAAUCACGAUAGUGACAGCGAAGACACGAAAUCUAACAUCGGACAAGUCAAGGUAUAUCGGUACAACGAUACCUCUGGGUCUUGGCAGCAGCUCGGCGAGGACAUUGACGGAAAGGAGAAAAAUGAAAAAUCUGGAACUGCUGUCUCCUUGUCCGCGGAUGGAACCAGGGUGGCCAUCGGCGCACCAUACUACGACGAUACUGGAAAUCUGGAAAAUACUGGCCGUGUCACAGUUUACCAGUACGACCCGGCGACGAACUGGACGCUCGUCGCUGUGACGGAGCAGCCAAACGGCAUAACCGACGAGGCUUCAGGAGACUUUUCUGGUGUCUCCGUCUCUAUUUCAGAUGAUGGAGAACGUGUCGCGGUUGGAUCGAGCGAUCCCAGUGAUGAGGCCAAUGGCGCGGGUUACGUGCGGGUCUACUCUCUCGUGGCAAAUCCGCCGCCACCGCCGCCUCCGAGUCCUCCGCCCAGUCCUCCACCGCCGAGUCCCCCGCCGCCGAGUCCCCCACCGCCAAGUCCGCCGCCGCCGAGUCCGCCGCCGCCGAGUCCACCGCCGCCGAGUCCCCCGCCGCCGAGUCCCCCGCCGCCGAGUCCGCCGCCGCCUCUGCCGCCGCCGCCGAGUCCGCCACCGCCCAGCUCACCACCACCGAUGAGCCCAUCGCCGCCACCACCGCCGCCGCCUUUUCCUCCGUUGGACCUGGGUAAUGUCAAUGACAUUGAAGACCAGCGAGACAAGGUUGCCGAAAAUCUCAAAUCGGCAAAGGCUGACGCUGAGACGGCUCGAGACUCAUUGCUCUCAGGGAUCAGCGGGGAUGACAGAACGAGGGCGCUUCUUCUCGCCGACGCCAUCAUCGCGGGAAAGAACAUCACGCGGGUGACUGUAACCCAGGAUGCGGUGAAUGCGGCGAUUGCUUGCGAUGACGUUUACAAACUCAUGGAAGUUGACAGAUCCAUCGGAUCCUGCCAGGCGUCCCUCGCGUCGGGUCGUCGUAAGCUUCUCGCGGACUUUUCAGUGAACGUUUUGCUGAGCACCGUCCAGAUCGAUCAGUCGAAAAUCGACUCUUCCGUCGCGAAGCUGCCGGGUGCUACCGCGAGCAGAGUCGAAAGACCAGAGGUGGAGCUGAGCAACAUCCCCGGCAUCGACGCAAACUCUGAUGGAUUUACUCGAUUGAUUCGCCUGGCGGAUCACGCGGUGGAACUUUCCAAACAACUGGAAAUUCUCGAAGGCAGCUUGAAUGCCGCGAAAACCCCACCUCCACCUCCACUUUCAUCGGAUGACGGCAUGACAGCGGAGGACCUCGCCCUGGUCAUCACCGUCCCGCUGGUGACGUUCAUCUUUUGCUGUGUGCUCCUGUAUUAUCGCAAGAAAAUCGCCGACGUCUGCGGCGGCGCGUGCUGCUUCUGGCGACGCAGUCGUGGGCGACCGAGCGGACCAUCCGACCGCGCCGCCCAAUACGCCGCUCGCACGCCCCAGCCUUCGAGCGGGGGAACGCGAGAUGAACCGGCGACGACGCCGGAUUCGGCUCGAUGGGCGUCGUCUCAGCCGUCGGCGGCUGACCCGUGGACCGAGCCCGAGCCCUUGUCGCCGUUCGGCGCGGCUCCCGCCGGUUUCUCCCAGCAGCCGUUCGAGCGAACGUCCAAGACGAUCGACGACGACGCACGAGUGGAAGAUGCGUCGGUUUCGAGCGAUGAUUCGAUUUCGAGCGACGACACGGAUCCUUUCGGAGCCGCGCCGCCCGCGACAACCCCCGCGGUGGCGCCCGAUCCACCCUUCUCGGACUCAUCGGACGACUCGGACGAUGAUUCGGACGACGAUCCGUUUGGCGACGCGCCCGCCCAGCAGCUACCGGUCGGCGGGGCGCAGAACUCCCAGCAGGACAUGGACAUGGGUGAGACGCUGUCCUUCGGGGAUACCUCCGACGGCGAUGACAGCGCCUCCGACGACCCGUUCGGGUCCUCGAACAAGAGCGGCGGCGACGACCCGUUCGCGGACCCGUUCGAGGACCCAAACUCGCCGUGA